AUGGCGGCUCCAACUUCGCCUACUCGGGAGAUGUUAAACUCCGCGAGGGAGUCGGAGUUCUUUGAGUGGUUAAAGAGGGUUAGGAGGAGAAUACACGAGUAUCCGGAGGUGGCUUUUGAAGAGUUCAACACGAGUGAACUCAUAAGAUUGGAACUUGACUCACUUGGGAUUAAAUACCGGUGGCCAGUGGCGACGACCGGGGUCGUGGCUUCGGUCGGGUCAGGGGUGCAGCCGUGGUUCGGUCUAAGGGCCGAUAUGGAUGCUCUUCAAGUUCAGGAAUUGGUUGAGUGGGAGCAUAAGAGCAAGAUCAAAGGUAAAAUGCAUGCUUGUGGCCACGAUGUUCAUGUCACAAUGCUACUUGGAGCAGCUAAAUUACUUCAAACAAGGAGACAUAAAGUAAAGGGCACGGUUAAGCUUGUCUUCCAACCUGCAGAAGAGGGUUAUGGUGGCGCAUACCAUAUGCUAAAAGACGGUGGUCUUGAUAAGAUUCAGGCCAUUCUUGGCUUGCAUAUUGCACCGGAAAUGCCCACAGGAGAAAUCGGUUCGAGGCCAGGUUCCAUGCUUGCUUCUUCUGGGAGAUUUGUGGCCAUAAUUAAAGGAAAAGGUGGGCAUGCGGCAUGGCCUCUUGAUACUAGGGAUCCCAUUGUUGCUGCAUCUUUUGCCAUCCUUGGACUCCAACAACUAAUUUCUCGAGAGACUGAUCCUCUUACAGCCAGGGUAAUCACGGUAGGGUUCAUUGAGGCGAGCCAAGCAGCAAAUGUAAUCCCAGAGACCGUGAGAUUUGGCGGCACUUUUCGGUGCACCACCACAGAAGGUUCUUUUUACCUUAAACAAAGAAUCAAAGAGGUCAUUGAAACUCAAGCAGUAGUUCAUAGGUGCAGUGCUUCAAUAGAUUUCAUGGAGGAAAAAAUGAGGCCAUAUCCAUCACUUGUAAACGACGAAGAAAUGUAUGAACAUGGAAAGAGGGUGGGGGAGUCUUUGCUUGGAGAAGCAAAUGUGAAUGUAAUUCCAAGGUCAAUGGGAGCAGAAGAUUUCAGCUUCUAUGCGGAGAAGAUGGCAGCUGCACUUUUCAUGAUCGGAACAAAGAAUGAAACGAAUAAAAUGCGUAACCAUUUGCACUCACCCUACCUGUUUGUUGAUGAAGAUGUUCUUCCCAUUGGAGCAGCUCUUCAUGCUGCUGUAGCCAUCUCUUACUUGGAUAGUGGGGUGGUGGUGGAAGAAUUGUUGGUGAGAAGGCCAAGAAUUGAAUGGUUGUUGGUUUGAAGAAGAGUUGUGAUGCUGAGAUGGCUCCAUGUUUAAGGAUCGUUGUUGUUGAAGACUUCUUGUAAAUCAGUGGAGAAAUGGUUAAUAAAUUUAGAGAAGCAACGAGUGAUUAUUAUUCUGGUUUUGAUGAAGAAAAGAUGAAACAAAAAGAAGAGAGAUGACAAAUGACAGUGAGAAUGAGAAUAACGAGCACAAUAGUAC
Mangifera indica (mango) is the source of this 1464-nucleotide messenger RNA. Its product is annotated as IAA-amino acid hydrolase ILR1-like. The record is from RefSeq and is a predicted model, not a curated record. Gene Ontology annotation, cellular component: endoplasmic reticulum. Gene Ontology annotation, biological process: auxin metabolic process. Gene Ontology annotation, molecular function: IAA-Ala conjugate hydrolase activity. Lineage: Eukaryota; Viridiplantae; Streptophyta; Magnoliopsida; Sapindales; Anacardiaceae. The coding region runs from base 1 to 1263 and encodes 420 amino acids. The transcript has 6 exons.